Messenger RNA from Alternaria atra, 1611 nucleotides. RefSeq lists its product as uncharacterized. The record is from RefSeq and is a predicted model, not a curated record. Bases 1 to 1611 code for a protein of 536 amino acids. Lineage: Eukaryota; Fungi; Ascomycota; Dothideomycetes; Pleosporales; Pleosporaceae. The transcript has a single exon.
AUGUCAGAAAGUAGCAUCGAAUCAUCUUCUCUAUCUGCAAAAAUAGAGCGAUUGAGACUAUGCGACAACAUACCUAACGAAUCAAUCUACGAACCACUCCCAGCGGGCGAGUUCAUACGCGUGCUGAAACUGCACCCUGGCGAUACCGAGUAUGAUAUCGAGUGUAGCCUUGAGGUUAUGGACAUAGAAAGUUCCAAGGGCUCAUACGAAGCGAUAUCAUAUGUUUGGGGCGAUGCCAACGACACGGUUGACGUGCAUUGUAACGGACUGCAGGUGUCGAUUACCGUCAGCCUCGGGGAUGCUCUUCGGAAUUUUCGACAUCCUUCUGAGCCCCGACUACUAUGGGCAGAUGCUUUGUGUAUCAACCAGGAAAACGAUCAAGAGAAAGGACAUCAGGUCAAGAGAAUGGGCCAAGUGUACGCCAAUGCGAAGUGUGUGCUCAUUUGGCUUGGAUGCGAUGUUCAAAACGUCGCCGAAGAUACUUUUGCUCUGAUCUGCGAGGCCAAUACAUAUUUUGGGGACUCUUUGAGGAAAGCAAGUAAUAAGGUCAGCAGGAUGGAACACUUUACGAAACCAUAUCCCAUCUGCGUAGACAAAGACAGAUGGUCAAGGGUCGCAAGACUCUUUAAAUUUCCUUGGUUAACAAGAGUAUGGGAUAUUCAAGAAGCAGCCAUAGCCGAGGAAUGGCGAAUCUUUUGGGGCUCGGUCAGCAUCGACAUUGCUGACGUAGUAGAGAUAUGCGUGUGGUUUUGGAUAAAGCCUGACUUCAGGACUACCAUUCAGGGCAUCGCCGGGAGAAGCCGACAUCGCAAGGCUAGCGAAGUGAACCUCUACUUCCAAUACAAUACUCAUCGUCCAAGGUCAUGGCAGCAGUCUCGCGUUGGAUUGAGUUACGUCGCCACUCGAUUGAACGAGAAGAAGUUCUCGACAAUUCUCUACGCAUCCCGAUAUCUGGAAGCGACUGAUCCUAGAGAUCACGUUUACGCAUUCUUAGGUUGUCCACUCGCCAAAGACAACGAGGGCCGUACACUGGUGGAGGCAGAUUACACAUCGUCGUUACAUGAUAUUAACGUCCGUCUCGCCUACGCGCUGAUGAAUGAUCCUGUAGAAGGACCGUCAAUCCUCUCGACUGUUCAUCAUCGUUACCGCGAAGAUACUCCCUCGGGUGAUGUGUGUCCAUCAUGGGUGCCUGUGUGGCACGUUGCCGGAAAAGAUCGCGCGCGAAUGGCGAAAGAAGUGUACUGGUAUAGAGCUGGUACAUCCAGGAAGUUCCUUGCAGUCACUGGAUCCGGCAAAGGUACUUUAACUGUCGAUGGAUGCCCAUUUGACAAAGUCGUAUGGAGGUCGGAUGCGAUACAGGUUUACCUAACGGAGUCGAAUUAUACAUCUCUCAAUUCAGUGACGCAUGAAUCAGGUGUAUUCGGUAUCGAUGCCUUAUGGGAUGAAGUAUUCCACAAUGCAACCAAAUUGGAGCUUUCGGUGCGACAGAGUGACUUUAUACGCACGUUAUACAUGGGCUCUCCGCGACAGAGAGGCGCUUAUGAUAUUCCUGACCAACAUUACCAAGAUGGGGUUGAGACAUGGAGAAAGAGUUUCGAACGUCAUCUCUAG